AUGGUAAUGUUAACGCCGGACUGCCUUCCUUUAGGCUCCGAAACUUUUGUUUUCAUAGUCUCCUCAUGAACACUGGCUAGGCUUUUCAAAGGAGCAAAAAUAUAUCCGUAAGAUUUUUUUCCACAACAGUUUUGUUUUCAACUAUCUAUCGUACGAAAGAAAGUUUCUUGAUCACGCAAGAAAAAUUCUCUUUAAAAACCAAGUGAGCCAUUCAGAAGAGACUAUGGACUUACAUCGAAAUUUUAAUGGUUCUUAUGAGUUUAUCAACUUUAUCACAGUUAGUUCUCAGCUUCUUGAAAACACUCUUUUCCCUCAUCUUGAUACUUUUCUUCGAAAAACGUAGCAAACAUUUUCUGAAAACUUACUCGAAGAUGAGUCACAUAAAAAUUGCCACAUCAUCACUAUAACCUUUAGAGCUCGAAAGAUCGUGUAAGCCAUAUUGUCAAAGUGUUAUUUCCUAUAACUUUUCUCAUUCACCUUCACCUUUUCUUUAUACUAACUUUUCCAUUGUUGAAUCAAGCACACGACACAAUUCAGCUUCAGUUUUUAUUUUAUAACACUCUUCACUCGGAAUUAUUUGAUUAUUUUUCUGAAGGAUAGUACCCAAAUAAAGGGGAAGUGCAAACAUCUGCUUUGAAAGCUGCACCUGCAACCAGUUUUCCAUCCAAAAAGUUUGAGAAUCUUCCCGAAUCUGGAUAGUUUUAAGAAAAAAAGAAACCAGCUGCAAAAGGGCGCUUGUCUUCGAUGACCUUUUCGAACUUGAUCGUUGAUCUUCCGGUGGUUCGGCCAUCCUUUUCGCUGCUUGUGAGCAGGUCUGUUUUGAAAAAUCUGUUUUUUUUUCCCUGUACCCUAACUUUUUCUUGGAUCCCUUUUCUCAAGAGACCACAGAUCAACUGAACUGUUUAUCGAUUCUUUUUUUUUUUUCAAAAGGACAGCAAAAAAACUGAAACUUUCAUAAUUUUUUUCGAAGUUAAUAACACAAUUUUAUUUUUUUGUGAAAAAAAAUAUAAGAAAGAGACUUUAUAAAACUAGGUCUGAAUACUGUGGAAAACAUAAAGUCAUGACUAAUUCUUUGAAAUUCCCAAUUUUGAAUAAUUGUGGAUGUUCUUGUAACCUGCUCUGAAUACCUUCGAAGUUUUGAAUAUCGAUCAGUUUGGACCGUUUCCAAGACUUCUAAAAGAAGAUUGCUGAUUUUUAUUACCUCAAAUCGCGCACUUCGUUCUGGGUGGUUGGUUUCAUUGAUAUUUGCCGUUUUCUGUUCCCACUGCUCGAAGUUCUUUUUUUUACAAUCGUUGCUAGGAAGAUUUCGGUGUUUUUAAUCACGCUCCGUAUCUUUUUAUUUCCCUUCGUGCUUCUAGAGUGAAAUGAGUUGACAUAAUAAUGCUCAAGUCAUAAAAAGAUUUCGUAAAAUGCAUCCAACAUCAACGCCGCUGGACUUUAUGCUAAUAAGAUCCAAGUAUUCAACACUUUUUUUCAUCAAUCGAGUUCUCUAUGGCACUCGAAGUUGCAGCCUUCGAACACAAGUUGACGGACAGUGCAAUGCUGCUGAGAUUCGAAACAUCAAAGAAUAUCCUUUCGCAGGGAUGUUGGGAGAUACCGUUUUUGUUUCUUCUCACAAACAGAAUCGUGUGUAAAAAGAAGACGACGCGUCCCUCCUUGCCUUUGUGGUGAACUCUUCGUUCACUUUUGCACAAAGCGGCGCACCUGGGUCGCGUGGUUUCAAACUUUUUUUCAACGGGGCAACGCGAUAAAAAUUGGCAGACAGUUGCAUUGACUUGCUUCUUCCUGAAAGAAGUUGGUUCCUAUAAUUGAAGUUGGGUUGAGCAUUGACAAUCGACUUCAAACGAUCAGCAAGAGCUGUGAACUUAAAAACUCUCGAGGAUCUCGUUCCGUUUAGUUUUCGACUAUAAGAUACUUGAAAAUAAUGCCAGUUCAGCGGAACAAAUGUUUGUAAGUAAUUAGAACGUGUUGCUCCAUAGAAAGCAAACGAUUCGAGAAAAAUCGCAUAGAGAAAGAUUAUAAUAUCAAAGCAAUGAACUAAGAAAUAGUAAAUUUAUACUGGUUAUAUUAUUUCAUUCAUUAGAAAGGAAAUAGUUAAAUUUUAGAAGUUUGAAAAUGUGAAACAAUGAAGAGAGUGCUCAUGAAAAAAGAAUCGCAGGAGCACUGCAAAAGGCUACUUUUUAGUUGCUUUCAAGUGGUCAGUUUGAACAUGUGGCUUGGUUCCGGCGUUUGGAAAUUUUGAUCCACUGACUCAGUUUCAUUUCCUCUUUGGGUAACCCGCGUGUUGAUUACGACUCUACCAAGGUUUGUCUGAAAACAACAUAAGAAAAAUAGUGAGAAAAUCCCGAAAAAAAGAUGGUGAGGGGACCCAAAGGUGUGGCAAACCGUCUGCGCUCCCGCACUUUUACAAUUUCUUUGUCUCUUAGUGCGGAGAAAAACGCUAUUUUUAUCCCCGUUUUCACGGAAAACACCGCCCACAGUAAGAUGAAAAGUAGCCGAUAUAACAUGGAAAUUCGUUCCGACGUCGUCGUAGAAAAAAAUGACUUCUAGAUAUACGCAUGGAAAAAGAUUCUAAUAUCAAACCUAUAGCAAUGAAUAACUUCGAAUGUUUGGCAAGGCGAUAGCCACCGUACCACUUCAAAAGUUCUGAACUGUCGGCCAGGGGGAGUUGGCGACACAAUUGUCAGUUCGAUCAUUGAUUUCCUCAAAAAUUUCCCACAUUUCUGACCCCGAAGCCUGCAUGACCUUUGUUGUCAGGCAAAAUCCGAGAAUACAUUUUUCAUAUCUCAAGGUUUCGUAGUCAUUUGAGCAUGGCCAGUUAUCCUUCUCCCCUAAAUGCAGAAACAAUAGUUUUUCAUAGCUACUUGAACAAAAGAUUCGACAAAGAUAAUGAGAAAAUGAGAUCGGUAUAGCCUUCAAACAUCCGAUCUUCGUUGAAGGAAAAGACCUAACUUUCAAAUCUUGAUCAUUCAAAUCCAUUUCGGAUUUUUCAAAAACACUUUAUAGGUGCUCCUGAGUUUUUCAUAAUAUUUUCUUCGCUUAUCUGCAGUUUUGAAAAAGUUUCUCGUGCGGUCUCUCUUGUAAUAUAAACAUGACUCAUGCGGAUGUUUUCAUCAAAUCGUCUUUUCGAAAAAAGCUUUCACCUUUCUGCUCUUUUCUGUUCUGAAACGUUUUGCUCUCUCAUCAAUGUACGAUCUCUCAACAUUGCAAUUUGUUUUUUGUUUAUCGAAAAAGCCGAAGCGCGCAAGGGAUUCUGUGUUUCGCUGUACUUUUCAGCUUUCGACCUGCCUUUUUGCUGUAAAAUUUCCUUUUCUCUUUGAAUUUCGAAAAAAAACACGUUUCUAUUAAAAGAGAACAUUUUUUGUUCUAUAUGACACCAACUUUCUCAGUCAAUUGCAGCUCGUCAUGACGUUCUUGUUGAGACGGGCUCGUUUCGACUUUUGUCAAGCCGAACAGGACGCCAAAGAAAUAUGGCGGGAGAUGGCAAAGGUCAAAACGGAAGAGGAGAAGGCCGAGUUAGUUCGAUUUCAGUAUAUAGUUCGAUUUCAUAAUUUUCAAAAGUUUUCUAACAAAGACAGUAUUACUGUUCUGUUCGCCUUUUUUCAAUUUUUUUCGAAUCUCGACAAAGUUCAUCAUCAGAAUGUAAACCGCAAACAAACGAGCUCGCGAUUUUUUCCAAAACUACUCAUAAUUUUCUAAUUGGAAUGCUAGCCUAGAAUCUUUCUACACAAAAUACGGCUCGCAUAGUUUCUCUCAACUGUGAAAGAUCAAAACUUCUAAAAGACAAGUUUGUGUCAAGCUAAGAGGGAUCUUCUAGAUUUUCACGUAUUCCAAAGCAACGUUUCAAUAACUUUUCAAAGUUUUUCAGUGAGGGCUUCUUUAGCCCAAUGUUUUUGUACUGAACAUAGUAUGCUUUUUUUCCAAACUUCAUUAUAAUAUCAUGUUUAAAAAAACCUGGCAGUGAAGUUGCUCAACAACAAAAAACUUUUGAAUAUUCUACUGUUGUUUCAAAACGCAUGACUUGCACUUAUGAGAAAGUACAUUUUUUCAAGCCGCAAUAUAUUUGAAAAGUGUGAAGAAUCAGGACCGUAGGACGCCAUUAUUUCUAAUGGGUUGUGCACCGUCAAAGGAAUGUUUACGAGGUACUGGCACCAAUCGCGUGAUUCAUAGGAAGCCAUCCCACGGCCUCUCGAUUCUUUCUUUUUGGAAAAGACCGCGACAAAUCUACGGAAAAAAGUUAGCACUCGAUGUCUUUCCUUCGGUAUUUGAAAACAAAGGAACUUUGUCUGCUAUGAACAAUGCAUACAACGAAAUUUUAGCGCCUUCUUGAGGCUAGCUCAAUCGAAGCAUUCAGUUCGAACUAUCAAACGAUUUUUCGAUUUAAGUAUGUUCACAUAACUUGGUUCAAAUAAAAGACUUUUUGAAGUUUUAAAAAAGACGAAAAAAAAUCCACAACUCAAAAAAACAAAGCGUUCAAUUUUUUCUAAAUAAGCAACGUUUCUUUUUUUAGACUUUCGAAAUGAGUGAUUAAGGGUCCGAACAGAUGUUUUUUUGCUUUCAAUAUUUAUAUAUACAACAUUCACACCAUUUCAACAAAAACAUAAGCAUACUGUUAUCCGUUCAACUGCUUUUUCCAGACUGCUCAAGAAGUUCAAGCAAGCAAAAGAAGUCGAGAGUGUGCGGAAAAUGGUGUAUCAAAAUAUCCGUGAUAACUGGGAGUAUCUUUCCGAAACCGAAGCCGAGGCUCACGCCAGUGCUCUUGGUUAGUUUAUCAAGAUUGGCGCAACAAAAUAUGGAUAAUCUUCUAAGUUGUAGUUUUUGAGUUUUUGAUAUACAGUACCCUUGGCAAAAAUUUAAAAAAAAAACCUUUUUUUUUCUUAAAUCUUGAAUUGAAAUCAAUUUUUUGAAACAUCAUAAAGCGGCUUUUUUCUGUAUUUACAACGGAGCGUUGAGAACAAAUUUAUCACAACUCCAGAAGGCUUCAAAAAUAUCGAACAUCAAACAAAAAAGUUGUGAUCAAAGAAGCGCUUUCCCCGUAUUUUUAUUGGCGGAACUUAACAAGACUGUCCACAUACAAUCGGAGCUUUCUACUGCUCUUUCUGUCGAAAAUUUGGUCAGAAUGUGUCAAUGUUUUACGGCUUGAAAAAGGAAACAAAGGAUUUUAAGAAAAUAAAGAGAAAGUGGAACAUGAUUUAAUUCAAAAAAGAGAAGCUUAACAAGUUUCAAGAAGCUUGCUCUCUUUUGCAGCCGCGGAGCAUAGCCGCGCCGUCGUCCGCCAGAACGAGGCCAUCAAAGUGAUCAACGAGCUCCACAAGCAGUACUACGGUACCUCGGAUGAAGCCGCUAAAAAACGGUUGUUUUUCUUUCGGGCUUGUUCAGAAACAAAAAAUUUUCUUUAGGUUGGAGAAGCGUAUUAUCGAAGCUGACAAAGCGAUCGAUAAAGCCAGUGAAGCUGAACAGCUCGCCUUUGACAACUUCAUCAAAGUCAGUAUUUUUUGUAUGAAUUGGAAGGAACUGCGAUACUUUGAAGUCUAAAAAAAUAAAAAUAUUAGAGCUACAGUAAAACGAAAAGCGGUGAAUAACUUUUGAUUUAUUGACCAUAACUUUAUUUCAACUGAACAGGCCGAGGGGAUAUUUGUAUAUAAUCUGUGAAACGCAUCCAUAACAACAACAAAAAUACAAAAUCCUCGACAAGCGAAAAACUAUUGGGUAAGUUGCUAAGAAUUUAUCAGCAAAAAAAUUAAGAGUUUUUCCACAAAAUUAUUCCAAGGUUUGAAAAAAAUGAAUGAUUUCGAAAACUUGCCGGCUUCUUGAUUUACUCAAAGGGAGACUUUCGCAGUUGCAAUCUAAAAAAACUUAUUCAGUUCUCAAAAAAACGGGCGCCUUAAAGUUGAAAAAUUAAAAAAACUUGAGAAGAAUAAUAUUUUUUUGUGUGCGUAGAUAUUAAACUUUUCUAUUUCAUAUAUUAAGUAACUUUAUAUUGUAAGUUUCAAACGUUAUAGUUUAGAACUACAGAUUGUAUUUUUAUUUUUUUAUGUAAAUUAGACUAACAAAUUCAAAGAGAUGUACGUGAGAUGUAUGAACAUAACAUUGCUGUUUCCUUUGCAGAUGGAACGUCGUUGA
Molecule: messenger RNA, 6123 nt
Organism: Caenorhabditis auriculariae
Lineage: Eukaryota; Metazoa; Nematoda; Chromadorea; Rhabditida; Rhabditidae
Source: the annotation of a GenBank genome assembly